AUACAACUCACGCAUUUUAAAACGAAAAGUACAAGUGAUGCAUUAAACCUCCCGAGCUUAAACUAUCUAUUAAGUCCUAUCCUCUAUCACACCAAAUUCACCACGUAUUUGGGUUUCUCGAAACCCUAGCUACUGCUCACUAUCCUCCAUAACCAUAUCCGCCAUUUCUAUACUUUCUUUUCCUACUGGUUCUUCAACUCCUGAAAUAGGUCAGAGAAUGAUCAUAAAUGGGUGCAGUAUGAAUUCCAGAGCAUAUAAACCUCUGUCAUGUAAUGUUUCCUUGCCGAGGCCCAUUUCUUUGCCAGCAAAGGCAGCUUUAACUAAUAUCAGAGCUUUAUGUCGACCAAUUGAGGGACUGAAGUUGAGAUGUUUCACAGGGGCUUCUUUGUCCUCGCAUCUUUCAGCUUCACUGAGCCCUCUUUUGGGCGGAGAACAUGGUGGGUUGUCACACAAAAUUCCUCUUCUACCUAAAAGAAGACUGUGCAUGACACCUAGAGCAUCAAAGGACAUUCCUUAUAGUUUCCGCUUUCCUCCAAUGACAAUAAAGCCUCGUUGGUGGUGGAGAACGCUAGCCUGCCUUCCAUACUUGAUGCCUUUGCAUGAGACCUGGAUGUACGCUGAAACAGCCUAUAAUCUUCAUCCAUUUCUUGAAGACCUCGAGUUUCUGACAUACCCUUUCCUUGGAAUCAUCGGACGCCUUCCACCUUGGUUUUUCAUGGCGUACUUUUUUUGUGCUUACCUUGGGAUCGUGAGGAGAAAGGAGUGGCCCCACUUUUUCAGGUUUCAUGUUGUGAUGGGCAUGUUGCUCGAGAUUGCUUUGCAGGUUGUUGGUACUGUCAGUCGUUGGCUGCCUCUUUCAAUUUACUGGGGCAAGGUUGGCAUGCACUUUUGGACAUUUGCUGCAUUUGGAUACCUGUUUACCGUGCUUGAAUGCAUAAGAUGUGCUCUUGCUGGGAUGUAUGCUGAUGUUCCUUUUGUAAGCGAUGCUGCAUAUAUCCAAAUUCCAUAUGAUUAAUACAUCGUUUGUUGACGAAAUACCAGUAUUCACUCAUAUGUUAUAGGUUCAUUUGUGCAACUUCCUAUUUAAACGACUCGAUCUGUUUGAUUUGUAGAGUGUAAGUUUGUAUUGUCCUACUUGUAAGUCCAACCCGAAUGAAGUGCUUUUUGUUGGUUUAGCGGAUGACGUACGUCUGAAUAAUGUUCUUUUGAAUGACUACGUAUGUUAAGUUGAGCAUUUUCUGCCA
Molecule: messenger RNA, 1244 nt
Organism: Amaranthus tricolor (Joseph's coat)
Lineage: Eukaryota; Viridiplantae; Streptophyta; Magnoliopsida; Caryophyllales; Amaranthaceae
Product: protein TIC 20-I, chloroplastic
Exons: 3
Coding region: 218-1015 (265 amino acids)
Source: RefSeq, a predicted model, not a curated record